AUGAGACUUCCAAGGAUAGAGAUCUUGCUUCUCUUUGUUGGGCUUGUUGCCUGCAAAAACGAUGAAGGCGACGCAGCUAAUGCUUUUAUGGAAGCGGCUGAGGCGCUUUUCAAUGACAAAGAAGCUAUGACUGGUCUUCAUAAUAUGGCUAGUGCUUUUAUGGAGUCGGAUGCCGGGAAGCAGAUCGGUGGUAUGUUGAGUGGUGGUAAGGGCAAUUCUGAUGGAGUUAGUCAGAUUCUGUCAGGGAUUGGCAAUUUGAUCUCAGCAUCCACUAAUAGCCAAGGUGGCGAGCAAAAAUCGAAAAGGGAAGCUAGAAGCGAUGAUGGGGGUGGUUUUGAUUUGGAGAGUAUGCUCAAUAUGGCUAAUAUGUUCUUAGGGCAAAAUGCCAAUAGUGAAGGCCUUAUGGGUCUGUUACCUAUGGUGUUAGAAAAUAUUGGAAGUUCAGGAUCGAGUAAUGAUGUUGGAAGUAAGAAACAGGAUCAUUCGAACCACUCUUGGUUUCUUCCACCCUUCUUGGAGAACCUGCACGUCAUGUGGGAACACUUUAGCAACUCUGAGCUUGGGCAGACUCUGUGGAAGAACAGUGGUCUAGCCAAUAUCGUGGGUUUGAUGACGGAUAAAGAGGGCAAUAUUCAGUAUGCAAAAAUUUUAAAUAGCUUUGAGAAUCCUGCUCUCAGACGUAGAUGGGUCAAGUCAUUGACUAAUUUCAUAUCUGAAUGGAUCUCACAUGUAUCCGAUCCUGCUACUCAGCAACGUUAUUUAGCUACAGGACAAUUUAUGGUCAACAGUUUCCUGAAGUCGCAAGGGUUCCCGAAAUCUGUUAUGUUUGACCCUUCUAAGCCGGCUGAUAGUCUCUCUAGAUUGGCGAACGCGGUGGCUAAGAGACAUCUCAAUAUGAAAAUUGACAGUUCCAAAUAUAUAAAACCAGCUAUCGCGUAUCUCCAAGAGCUCAUGAAUCUGGCUUCGAAGAAGGGAUUCAUCAUGUCUCGUGUGAAUGCUAUGGAACUUAGUAACAAACUUAGUGAAUUAAUAAAUAAUGCUAUUUUAGCACCAAUACUGAAGGUAUACCGUGCCUACAAAUGGUCCACGAAGCAUCCCCAAUGUGCAAAACACAUACUAUGCGUUAUCAAUGAGAAGAGUGUAGAGACUGACAAAUCUGCAGAACUGCGAAAAGCCAUAACAAAACUUGCAAGUUUCGCAGCUGCUUGGGGGAUUAGUCGAAACGUAGAUAUAAGCUUUUGGUCUUUGUACGGAGCCAUUGCGGAACAGCAAGGAUGUUUCGAAAAGUAUCCAGGCGACUGUACAGCUUUUCACGAAGAGGAAAUACGAGUGACAACUGAAAGUAUUCACAGUGAACUUUAAUCCGAUUCUCUUUGAAAAUCGUGAAAAAGACUUAAUGGCUUUUUACAUUAAUAAUAUAUCAAGACGGAUCUCAGUAGAUCCACGAUGCAUCCCAACGGAUGCUGUAUCAAACUCAUCCCGUCCGAUUUAAUGUGUGUCAGAGAGAAUGGAUCGUUUUUUGUGAAUGUACUUGAAUUCCAGAUAUUCCACAAAAUAUUAAUAACUCGUCUUGCAAGAUAGACAAGGUUAAAAGUAAUACGAUGUCUGGACAAGUGUUAAGCUAAUCGUGGUAAGCGUAGUCUAGAGUAUGAAAUAAAGCGCUAAUUACACGUACUUAGAGAAUAAGAACGAAGCUCAUUUUUAUUUUGUAUCCGUAGACAAUUUUAAUGUCUAAUACUACCGUUGGUGUAGAUAUUAAAUUCAAUGCCAGUGCAAUCCGAGAAA
Molecule: messenger RNA, 1785 nt
Organism: Cephus cinctus (wheat stem sawfly)
Lineage: Eukaryota; Metazoa; Arthropoda; Insecta; Hymenoptera; Cephidae
Exons: 6
Coding region: 1-1362 (453 amino acids)
Source: RefSeq, a predicted model, not a curated record